Patella vulgata (common limpet) is the source of this 3794-nucleotide messenger RNA. RefSeq lists its product as uncharacterized. The record is from RefSeq and is a predicted model, not a curated record. The transcript has a single exon. Lineage: Eukaryota; Metazoa; Mollusca; Gastropoda; Patellidae. The coding region runs from base 101 to 1315 and encodes 404 amino acids.
ACGAGUUGUGACAUGUGGGACUGUAUUGUGUACAUUUAGUUAAUCAUUUAUCUGGUAUUACACCGUUAUAGGAUAUAAUAGGUAUAUAGAUUGAUCGUUUAUGUCAUAUCGUGAAAUGAUCGAAUCUAUGUCGGAUAAAAUGAAGGACAAAUGUUACGGUGUGCUUAAUAAUAAUGAACAAAAUAACGAUUCAGUUCGUGUGAUUUUGAAAAGACGUUCUUCAUUGGCACCAAAUAAGCCCCUACAGUCUGGAAGGAACAGAAAAUUAAUACUACACUUGGAUAUCAGGAAUACUAUUCUGGUUGCUGAUUCUGUUACUAAUGUGUGUGUGGAGCAUGCUUUGAAUAGCUUUUUAACCGGUGUAACGUGGGGUAAGGACGAAAAUGAUGAAUGGAAAUGGGAGUCCAACCAGGUGGCGUUAAAACCGCCUUCUACAGACACCAAGACGUAUUAUAAGCAUUUAGAAGAGAAAUUGGUUCGAACACCUGCCGACCGACAAGAACUCCGACUUCAAACAGGAGACUUCACGCAACAACCCAUUGGUAGAGAUUUUCUUCCUUACUUCGAGAAACAUAUGGAAUUAUUAAAAUGGGACUUUUAUUUCCAUUCGUAUCGCGAUAAACAAUUAACAAUGGCAGGUAAAGAUAAUAAACAAUACCAUUAUGUAAUACCGUCUGUUUAUAAAAUGAUCCAUUUUCUCAAAGCUCAGAACCGAGAAUUUGCAAUAAUAUUUAGAACUUAUGGGUUAGAUGCACCAAACGUUCUCAGUAGUUUAGCUUACGGACUUAAAGGUAAUCACCCGGGAUUUCCGAAACCAGUAAAAGUUCCAAUCAACUUGUUGACUGGUCGGAUAGCCAGAACCGAGGACGGCACGGUUAACCUUGAAACAGUGAAACAAAAUGGUGACGUGAUUCAAAAAUUGAGCUAUGAACGAGAUAUAUAUCGUUUUCUGUCUAAUGCAGAAGGUAUCUCGGCUUUUAAAGAUGAUUUUUUGCACUGGCAAAAUAAUUCGUAUAAAUAUAAAGCCGGUAAACCUAUGUGGAUCGACCCAACUGAUCAAACUGUGCAGCAUAUUUUCUUUGAUGACAAUUUUCGAUCCUACGAAGAAGACAGUAUUAUAGAUUUUCGACUGUUUGAAGAUGGCGUCUUAAAAAGAGCACGUGGUUUAAAUCAAAGUGAAAUAUCUCGAUUUGAAGAUAUGUGCUUAGUUCAAGCUGAUUUACUGGAGAGUAUUGAAAAUGAAGAUUAUUUUAUUAACAAAUUAGCAACAUGUGAAGAUAAUUACAGCACAUAUUUAAAAGAUAGAUUUAUUUAAGUGGCUUUAUGUUUUCAUUAUUAUAUACAUAUAUACACAACAUCGAAAUGUGAAAAUGCUUGUAACAGUUUGGGAUAUUCCAAAUUAGCAGUAGCAAGCAGGUGAGUUUUGACGGAACAAUAAUGCAGCGCGUGACUAAUGCAAAUUUAGAUAGCUAUGUGAACUUUUCAGAUAAAUGGGAAGUGGUGUUAAGUGUUCAGAAAGAUUAAGCAUAUCUUCGAUUGUCAACCCGUGUUAAACUUUACUGUGGCAUUUGUUUAAAUAAUAAAGACAACCAAGAAACCAUACCUCAAUUGAUACGUGAUGUGGGGAGCUAUAGCUGUUCUGUUUCAGUACCGUAUCUCGUAAGGAGGGUUUGGACGGUUUGGUACCUUCCGUGGGUGUAACGUUUGAUCUACUGCAUUGCAAAAGAAGUUGUUUUUCUAUCGGAACAGUCGGACACAAAUUUUUUUACCAAGCAAACACUGUUUUUUGUUCAGCAAUUUAAGUAAGUAUGGUGUCUAUUGUGUUGCCUUUCGCGUGUCGAUGGGUGUGAGAUGGGGGAGGGGGGCAAACUCAAGGACUCGGGCGGCACAAACUUUAGCUACUCGCACAGCCCUAUAGUGUCACUGAAAACAAAAGUGAAAAAAGCAACAGAAACAUAGCCGAAAGUUAAAUCUGCAAUAUAAUUUUAAUUUCUUGAGUCGGGUAAUAAAAUUGGAUACGCGUACUUUAAAAAUUAUAUUAAAUUAUAUGAAUCCUAUUGUAUUUAGAGGUGCAAGAAUUCACACGGGUUAAUGAUUUAAUUGAACUGCAAUGACCUGGUCAAUAUAAUUGUAUUUCCAGAAAAUAGUGCCGUCUUCGUUAGAUCUGUUGGUGCAGAAAAUAGGAAAUUAAACACUAUAUCAUGUCAGAGAAUUGUGUCAUUUAAACACAGAACACUAUUCUAUAAAAUACAAUUACGUUUUGUUGCCGAGCGACAUUUCGACUAGGCUUUUCUGGUCUUUAUCUGCCCCAAACCGAGCGACGCUGUUUGGUGUUGUUUUUUGUUAAAAUUGAAAUCAAAUGUUUAAAAAUAAAUUUGAUUAUAUUGUUGCAUUGAUUGAGCCGUGAACCCAUUGCGGUUGUUUGCAUGGUGACGUUAAAUGAGAUCUGUGACAUAGCCUUAAAGGCAUAAUAGUUUAAUGAUAGAUUAUUAUUUCUUUUGGGGGUAUUGUUUGGGCAAGUAAUAGUAUUUCGCUAUAUAGAUACAAACAGUUGAAGUUCUAGCAUUCAUUCGCGUGGGCUAAAGUACUUUAGAACAUAAUAUGGGUACACUUUGUAUUUAUUCUUUGUAUUAAACAUGAUCUUAAAGUGGACCCAGUCAGUAAAAUGACAGCUCUCUUUUGGGCGUCUGUACGUAUUCCUAAAAGUUAUUUCACUAGAGCGAUUUUCUUAUAGUGUUUAAAUUGAAAAAAAUCAACACAUUACUGACUUUAAUGUUUUACCUGUGCAAUUGUCGACGUUACAGUAGUGUAAUCGUCUAAUUAAUAAUGCAUUAAUCGAGUGAUUUAGGGCCACGAUAGGAUCACGACACGGGUGCUUUAUCUCUUUAAUAUUUAUUUGAAAACCAUUUGUUACCCGUGUUACCAAAUAUUACAUAACUCUAUGUAACGACUUACGAGGCUGACUAAUACUCCUGUGUUAUAUUAAUUUGCUAACCUUGCAAUAACUUUUAAGUAGAAAAGUCCCUUUAAAUACUUAAGUGAUUCGUAAGAAAUCAAUACCCGUUUAAACUAUAAUAUAACCCCAGAAGAACCAACUUGACCUAUUUUAUGUAUUAUAAUGUUUAAAGGUGUGCCAUGGAGAUAUUCGAUCCACUCGACCUAUAUAUUGACCGGUCACUGUCUAAAGGGGUAAUACAUAUUUUCAAAUAUAUUACAAGGCCACCAGUUCACUAAAUGACAUAAGUAUUUUUUAUACUCACCUUUUAAUACAUUUUAUAUAUAAUACACUAAAAACAACCUGUAACAAACUGCUGUCAAGAAAUUUUCAAUCCAACACUGUGAUACCGUAUGAUUGUUCAUUUAAUGUUAUUUAAUAAUUAUUUUAUUAAAUCUAUAUUUAAACUAACAGAUGUUUUUUUUAGCUUCAUUUAUACUCUGGUAGGCCAAUUCGAGAGGCGUUGUUCCAUAGCGGAAUUCUGCUUUAUGGCUCUUCAUGAAUGGCACAAUUACGACACUUCGAAAUGAAAUGGAAGUCUUUUCAACACGAACCGGGAUAAUUAAGACGGAAGAAAUUUUACCUGGACAGCGACACUCCGGACUAUUGCGAUUUCGAUCAAAGAGCGGAUCAUUAACUUGCAACCUAUUGCAUGCAUCGGAUCUCCGUUUUUCGUCUCAUCAGACCAACCAGAAUCUUUUCCUUUGAAGUCCCCCUUCCACACUGAUCCGCAGUGAAUAUUCGCUAGGCCGCGACAAUCACUGACAAGGAUGACACCGAUGCGGCUUAAUGAGCCACA